Messenger RNA from Triplophysa rosa, 3205 nucleotides. RefSeq names its product calcium release activated channel regulator 2Ab (gene cracr2ab). The coding region runs from base 891 to 3179 and encodes 762 amino acids. The transcript has 20 exons. The record is from RefSeq and is a predicted model, not a curated record. Gene Ontology annotation, molecular function: GTP binding; calcium ion binding; GTPase activity. Lineage: Eukaryota; Metazoa; Chordata; Actinopteri; Cypriniformes; Nemacheilidae.
CCCCUUGAAGUAAACUUCGGUAAAUGUUUCACAAUACUAUAAAUGUCAGAAAAGUACAUUUCCAUUUAAUUAACAUUGUAAAAAAAAAUUGCACAUGGUGCUCAUUCACACAAAUUCAUAAGAAAGAAUAUGGUUUAAGAGACAAGUGUUUGUAAUAGUUAGGAGAGUUACUAUUUCAGUGAAACUCUCCUCCAGACCUGAUGGAUGUAAACGUCCACCUCACAAUCUCUCUGUCUCCGACAACCGCACACGACCAUCAUGAAGAUCAAGAGCCCAAAACCAAUCAACAGUGAUGUCCGGGCGGUUCACGGGUCUUUAGCGUUGGAUGUACAAAGGUGCAAUGCUGUGUUUAUCCAGAAGAUGGCAAUAAAAUACAACACAAGCAGACUGCAAUUUGUUCUUGUUUUAUUUGGGAGCUUCCUAUUGUUAUGGACAUCAAAUGCUCAGUCGUUUGUAACAGGACUGACAAAAAAGAAGACGGACAACAUCACCAUCAUGAAAAUGGCUCUGGUGCUGAACAUUCAAAGCUCCUCCCCCUCAAUGACACUCACUCUGCUUGUGAGCUGUUACCUUACAUGAGAAUAAACACUUCUUUUAUUGCUGGUGACGGGUCAGGAAAUUCCACCACAGAAACCUCUUCCUGUCCCCUCUUGACAUCGAGUGGUGGGACAUGACAAGUAGGGUCUGGUUACUAAUGAUGUCAACACCAAUGACUAAGGUUUGGAAGACAUGCAUUGACUUUCUGAUCACUUUUGACAGGUGCCCAAAGCAGGAAACCUGUUAAUGACAGUAAAUUAUGUCUCUUAAAUUAUUCAGAAGAAUUCUUGCAUUUCAACCCAUCCUGUAGUAGUGACCACAAGAAACAGUACUGGGUGGACAGAAUCAAAACAAUGUCAGAGUCGGGAGCCACACUGAACAUCAGUGAUAACUCAAAUGAAGAUGGGCAGCAGCAGGAUUUCCAACCACAGCCGAGGAAAAGUGUGGAGAGCAAAGAAUCAAGCUGUGGAGACAUAGCUAUGCUGGACAAGACGGAAGAGUUCUUCCAGAUCUGUGACAGCGAGGGAAAGGGCUUUAUCACAAGCACUGAUAUGAGGAGGCUACACAAUGAAUUGCCACUAACUGCUGAGGAGCUCGAGAAUGUUUUUGACUCACUAGACCUUGACAAAAAUGGCUGUCUCACCCUGCUAGAGUUCUCCUCUGGAUUCAGUAAAUUUCUUCAUGGACGGAGGAUCUCAGUGACGGAGGAUCUAAUUCUCUCUCCCUCUCAGAACGUCUCUGGUGAUCUUCAUCAGAGCCAGUGGGAUGAAUUCGUGUCAGGAAAUGAAGACGAGGAAGAGAGGCAUUUCAGCAUGUUGAUGGACAGCAAUGUCUUUGAGGACCCGAGUGAGGUCCGCAGUUUAUGGACUCAGCUCAGGAAAGAUGAACCUCACCUCUUGUCCAACUUUGAGGAGUUUCUGGCUCGUGUCACAUAUCAAAUCAAAGAGGCACAACAAGAGAGGAAGGAGAUUGAGAGCGUGCUUAAGAGGAAUGCAGCCACACAUGACAGUGAAAUCUGUAGAUUGUAUGAGGAAAUGGAACAGCAGAUUAAUAAUGAGAAAGACAGAGUCAUUCUGAAGGAUUCUGAAAGUCUGCACCUGCGCAGCCACGACCUCCAACAGCAGCUUCGCAGUAAAGAACAGGACCUGGAGCAACUUUUUCAGAAACAAAGGAGGUUGGAAGGACAAUGCCGUGAGCUUCACAGUGAGCACCAGGAGAGCCGGCUGGAGAACGUCAAUCUGAAACUGACCAAUGAGGAGCUGUCUCACGAGCUGGCGCACACCUGCCAGGAGCUGAUGUUGGCGCAGGAGCAGCUGGGAGUUCUGCAGGGGCAGGCAUCUCGACUACAGCAGGAGAGAGAGAUGGAGAUGUACAGAAUUACAGAAGGACUGCAGAGAGAAAAAGAAAGUUUGAUGAAAGAGUUAGAUCUGCUCAGAGAAAUGAAUAAGCAUUUAAGAGAUGAGCGAGACAUUAACUUUCUGAAACGCAGCAAUUCGACGAAGAACUCCUCACAAAAACAAAUGCCGAGCACAGCCUCAAUAAAAUGCAGUGAGAGAAAGUCAUCAGUCAAAAAAGAAGUUGACACAGAGGAAGUUACUCAUCGCUCUAACAGGAAGUCUGUAGCACACGGACGCUACACCCCCUUCACCACAGGGGAUGAUGGGAAGGUGGAGGUGGACAGGCGACCAGACAAGGUACCUGGGGACACAGAAGGUGAGAAUGUCGGGGUGGAUGGGGAGGAUGCGCCCCCAGAUGGUUGGCUUCUCCGAAGGGUCAUAUCCAUCGAGGAGGACCACCUGCCCCACCUGCUGCAAGGAGACACCAACCUUCUGCUCCAUCAGUUGAGUGAGGAAGAUGAGGAGUGGGGCGGAGAGGAGGAAGGUCAGGCCGAUCUACAGAUCAGCUCCAUGUACCCCUCCAGUGCAUCUCUGGCUUCUGCCGAUUCUCCACCGCCAGUGAGGGUGAAGAAGCCCUCCAAGAAAUGGAUCAUGCCCUCUUCUGCAAGGGGUCAACCUGCCGGCAAAGAAACCUUCCGGCAGUCUCCUGCAGAAGGUGCAGCUGCGGCCCCUCAGCAUCUCUUUAAGGUGAUUCUGGUGGGAAAUUCUAGCGUGGGUAAAACAGCUCUGCUGCGACGCUUCUGUGAUGGACACUUCCACUCAGCAACCUCAGCCACUGUGGGCAUUGACUACAGCGUACGGAUAUUGAAUUUAGGAGACAGUCACGUGGCUCUGCAGUUAUGGGACACUGCAGGUCAAGAGAGGUACCGCAGCAUUACCAAGCAGUUUUUCCGCAAGGCCGACGGUGUGGUGAUCAUUUAUGACAUCACAGCUGGAGAUAGUUUCAGGUCAGUGCGGCCCUGGUUGGCCAGUAUACAAGAGGCGGUGGGCGACCCUAUUCCUGUCAUGCUGCUCGGCAACAAAGCGGACAAGGAUGAUGAGAGGGAGGUGGAGAUGAAGGAAGCAGAGAUGCUAGCUCAGGGAACACAUCUGAUGUUCAGCGAGUGCAGUGCUUAUAAUGGAGAUAAUGUGGUUGAGGCCAUGACACAUCUGGCCAAAGUCUUGAGAGAACAGGAGGACAAGGCUUGGGUCAACACUGUCAGACUUGUGGAUCAGCCAGUAAAGAAGAAAACUUGCUGCAAGUGACCAAACAUACACUCACACACACCUCU